AUGCUAAGAUCAGGAAUAAUAAAGAAACAGCCUGCGACGGCUAUUAUAAGACCAUUAAUAUCAGCAAGAUGUUUCCACUAUACAAAUGUUAAUUUGAACGAUAAGCCACCGUCGUCUGACUCUCCCUUGAAGGUUUUUUUUGAUACAUUUAAGACUGAAGUGAAAAAGUCGAACGAAUUGAAGGAAAACAUAAAGGCAUUACAGGAUGAGUCGGGAAGAAUGGCCGAGUCUGAAGCUUUUAAAAGAGCCAAAGAAGCCUAUGCCAAGGCGCAGUUGGGUAGUACUGCUGCUGGGAAAGUCUUAAAGAAGGGUGCAGAAACUGUUGGAGAUGCAGCAUACAAGGCCUGGGAGUCUCCUGUUGGUAAGGGUGUGAGAACCAGUGUUCGAGUGACAGCUGAUGUUGCUGAUAAAGCGUUUGAGCCAGUUAGAAAAACCCAGGUCUAUAAGGACAUGUCUGAAGUCAUUGAUGAUGGAUCGUCCACUGCCUAUGGUGGGUUUUUAACAAAAGAGCAAAGAGAAGCGUUGAGAAAGAAGGAGUUGGAAAGAAAAAAGAAACAGGGUUUCCAAGGCCCAGUCAAGGAAAACGAAGAAGCAGGAGGUGCUUUGGUUGCCACUGAGCAUAAAGCCACUGGUCCAACCGUGGGAGAGAAAUGGGAAAACUUCAAGUUGAAGUCACCAAUAGGCCGUGGUGUGGUAUAUUUACAAGAAAAAUGGGAGGAAUCCGAAAAUGGAUUGAUAGCAUUGAUUCGUACUAUUGUGGAAAAGGUUACUGGAUUCUUUUCCGAGACUGAACAAGCAAAGGUUGUUAAGCAAUUAAAGUUGAUGGACCCAUCGUUCCGUCUUACUGAUUUCCAAAGAACAUUAACUAACUACAUUGUUCCUGAAGUUGUUGAUGCGUAUAUUAAAAAUGAUGCCAAGGUGUUGAAGGAAUGGCUUAGUGAGGCACCAUAUAAUGUGUGGGAGGCCAAUAACAAACAGUUUAUUCAACAGGGACUUUUCUCUGAUAGCAGAGUGUUGGAUAUCAGAGGGGUUGACAUAGUCACUUGUAAAAGCUUGCAGCCUAAUGAUGUUCCAGUAAUUGUUGUUAGUUGCAGAGCCCAAGAAAUCCAUCUUUAUAGAAAAGCCAAAACAGGUGAAAUUGCUGCCGGUACUGAAGAUCACAUCCAGUUGAGCACCUACGCCAUGGUUUUGACAAGAAUACCUGAGGAAUUCGACAAUAAGGUGACUGAUGGGUGGAAGAUUGUUGAGUUUGCCCGUGGCGGUUCAAGACCAUUCCAUUAA
Messenger RNA from Candida dubliniensis CD36, 1281 nucleotides. It is a transcript of the gene TIM44, whose product is annotated as protein translocase subunit. The coding region runs from base 1 to 1281 and encodes 426 amino acids. The transcript has a single exon. Lineage: Eukaryota; Fungi; Ascomycota; Pichiomycetes; Serinales; Debaryomycetaceae. Gene Ontology annotation, cellular component: mitochondrial inner membrane. Gene Ontology annotation, biological process: protein import into mitochondrial matrix. The record is from RefSeq and is a predicted model, not a curated record. Gene Ontology annotation, molecular function: protein-folding chaperone binding.